AUGCCUUACCCUCCCAGCCAGCAGUCGUACCGCGUUCCCAACUCUGAGGAGCCCGGGAGCUCGACCUACUACGCAGACAACGUCUUUGAGAUCCUGCAGCAGUCGGUCAAGGCCACGCCCAACAAGGACUUUUUGGGUCGGCGUCCGUACAACCGCGAGCAGAACACCUUUGGCGCGUACGAGUUCAUCACGUACCAGCAGGCGUACGAGCGCAUUCUGAACAUUGGCAGCGGCCUGUGGACGCUGGCAGACUACGCUGGCGUUUCGCAGAACUUUUACUCAGUCGCGCUCUACGACACGCUGGGUGCGGACUCGAUCGAGUACAUCAUGAACCACGCCAGCGUGCAGGUGCUUGUGUGCUCUCUCGACAAGGUCGCCAAGAUCCUGCGGAUGCGCGAGAAGCUGCCGCUGCUCAAGGCCAUCAUCUCGCUCGACAAUUUUGGCCCCAACACGCCCGCCGAGGGCCUGCCCAGCCCCUUCAACACCUCCAGCGUGUCGGUUCUGCAGCAGUGGGCCAAAGCCUCGGACAUUGCCCUGUACGACCUGGCCCAGGUCGAGGCCAUGGGCGCCAAGGAGCCGGUGCACCCGCGCAUUGCCAAGCCCGACGACAUCUUCUGCCUGUGCUAUACCUCGGGUACCACCGGCACGCCCAAGGCUGCCAUGAUCAUGCACAGCAACAUGGACUACGUGCAGCGCGCAAUCCCGUCUGGUGUUCCGAUUGUCGGCGACAUUGUCGUUCUUUCGUACCUACCGCUGGCCCACAUCUACCAGCGCUUCAUCGAGAUCUAUGUCAUGACUCAGAGCGGAAAGCUUGGUUACUUCUCCGGCAACAUCCUCAACGUCGUCGAAGACCUGCAGGCCCUCAAGCCUACCUUCUUCAACAGCGUGCCGCGUCUGCUCAACCGCAUCUACGACCGGUUGGUGGCAGGCACCAUCCACGCCCCCGGCUUCACCGGCGUUCUCGCUCGUCGCGCGGUCGCUGUCAAGCUAGCAAAGCACAUGUUCUGGGACAGGAUCAUCUUCAACAAGGUGCGUGCUGUGCUCGGUGGCAAUGUGCAGUUUGUGCUGACCGGCAGCGCACCGAUCGACAAAAAGGUGCUCGAGUUCCUGCGCAUCUGCUUCUGCUGCAUUGUCUCCGAGGGGUGGGGGCAGACCGAAUCCUGUGGUCUGGGCAUCCUGAACCACAACGACGCCUUCCUCGGCGGUCGUAUCGGCGCCCCGCAGCAUGGUGUCGAGAUCAAGCUCAGAGACAUCCCGAGCAUGAACUACUAUGCCACCGAUAAGCCAUGCCCACGUGGCGAGAUGAUGGUGCGUGGCGGUAACGUCUUUGGCGGCUACUACAAGGACGAGAAGAAGACCAGCGAGGCAAUUGUCGAGGGUGGGUGGCUGGCUACCGGUGAUGUCGCCCAGUUCAACACCGACGGCACCAUCUCCAUCAUCGACCGUGUCAAGAACAUCUUCAAGCUGUCGCAGGGCGAGUACGUUGCGCCUGAGAACCUCGAGAACGUGUUCUCCAACAACCCGCUGAUCAUGCAGAUGUUCGUCCAUGGCGAUUCACUGCAGAGCACCCUGGUUUCCGUCAUUGUUCCCGACCCUGAGACCUUUGUGCCCUGGGCCCGCAACAUCGUCGGCAACAGCAAUGCGUCUCUGGAGGAGCUGUGCCAGGCAUCGGCUGUCAACCAGGCAAUGCUGAAGCAAAUCACCACCGAUGGCAAGAAGGCAAAGCUGCAGGGAUACGAGUUCCCGAAGGCCAUCAAGCUUGAGCACCGGCCGUUCGAUGUCGAGGACAACCAGAUCCUGACCCCGACCCUCAAGCUCAAGCGCAAUGUCGCUUCCGAGUACUACCGCAAGGACAUCGACGAGAUGUAUGCGCAGAUCAACAACAAGGCUUAG
This is a messenger RNA of Linderina pennispora, 1893 nucleotides long. Its product is annotated as acetyl-CoA synthetase-like protein. The record is from RefSeq and is a predicted model, not a curated record. The transcript has 4 exons. Gene Ontology annotation, molecular function: long-chain fatty acid-CoA ligase activity. NCBI's taxonomy places the organism in Eukaryota, Fungi, Kickxellomycota, Kickxellomycetes, Kickxellales, Kickxellaceae. Gene Ontology annotation, cellular component: endoplasmic reticulum; membrane. Gene Ontology annotation, biological process: long-chain fatty acid metabolic process. Bases 1 to 1893 code for a protein of 630 amino acids.